Messenger RNA from Pteronotus mesoamericanus, 1223 nucleotides. RefSeq names its product phosphatidylinositol-4-phosphate 5-kinase like 1 (gene PIP5KL1). The coding region runs from base 36 to 1223 and encodes 395 amino acids. The transcript is spliced from 10 exons. Gene Ontology annotation, biological process: phosphatidylinositol phosphate biosynthetic process. The record is from RefSeq and is a predicted model, not a curated record. NCBI's taxonomy places the organism in Eukaryota, Metazoa, Chordata, Mammalia, Chiroptera, Mormoopidae. Gene Ontology annotation, molecular function: 1-phosphatidylinositol-4-phosphate 5-kinase activity. Gene Ontology annotation, cellular component: plasma membrane.
AUGCGGCCAGAGCCCGGGAAGCUGCUGCGGGGGCCAUGGCCGCGCCGAGCCCGGGGCCCCGCGAGGUCCUGGCCCUCUCCCCAGAGGCUGGACGCAAAGCAGCUACCUCAAGUUCCGGCCGCCGCGGCCUUCUCUGGCGCCUACGAGACAAACAGCUGCGCCUGGGCCUGUUCGAGAUCAGCCCGGGGCAUGAGCUGCACCGGCUGACGUGUAUGAUGCAGGCAGGGCUGUGGGCUGCCACCCAGGCCUCUAUGGACCACCCGCCCAGGGGGCUGCCCACGGAGGAGGAUUUCUCCGAGGUCCUGACCCAGGUUCACGAGGGCUUCGAGCUGGGCACCCUGGCUGGCCCGGCCUUCGCCUGGCUGCGCCACUCCCUAGGCCUGGCUGAGGAGGACUACCAGGCUGCCCUGGGGCCCGGCAGCCCCUAUUUGCAGUUCCUGAGCACCUCCAAGAGCAAGGCCAGCUUCUUCCUGUCCCACGACCAGCGCUUCUUCCUGAAGACCCUGAGGCGCAGGGAGGUGCGGGCGCUGCUCGCCCACCUGCCCCGCUACGUGCAGCACCUGCAGCGGCACCCGCACUCACUGCUGGCUCGGUUGCUGGGAGUGCACAGUCUGCGGGUGGCCCGGGGCAAGAAGAAAUACUUCAUCAUCAUGCAGAGUGUCUUCUAUCCAACUGGCCGCAUCUCUGAGAGGUAUGACAUCAAGGGCUGCGAGGUGAGCCGAUGGGUGGAGCCGGCCCCUGAGGGCAGCCCCAUUGUCUUGGUGCUGAAGGACCUCAACUUUCAGGGCAAGACCAUCAACCUGGGGCCCCAGAGGAGCUGGCUGCUCCGGCAGAUGGAACUGGAUACCACCUUCCUCCGGGAGCUCAACGUGCUGGAUUACAGCCUCCUGAUGGCCUUCCAGCGCCUCCAGGAGGACGAGAGGGGCGAAGGCAGCCUCGUCUUCCGCACAGCCAGGUCUGUGCAAGGGGUGCAGAGCCCGGAUGAGCCCGAGGCUCAGAACCGCCGGCUGCUGCCCGACACCCCCAACGCCCUUCACAUCUUGGACGGCCCGGAGCAACGCUAUUUCCUAGGUCUCGUGGACCUCGCCACCGUCUAUGGGCUCCGCAAGCGGCUGGAGCACCUGUGGAAGAUGCUGCGCUACCCCAACCGGACCUUCUCCACCGUCAGCCCGGCUCUCUACGCCCGUCGCCUCUGCCAGUGGGUGGAGGCACACACCGAGUGA